Mollisia scopiformis is the source of this 2425-nucleotide messenger RNA. RefSeq lists its product as uncharacterized. Bases 243 to 2279 code for a protein of 678 amino acids. The record is from RefSeq and is a predicted model, not a curated record. NCBI's taxonomy places the organism in Eukaryota, Fungi, Ascomycota, Leotiomycetes, Helotiales, Mollisiaceae. The transcript is spliced from 2 exons.
UGAGAGUAGAACGAGUGCUUGCAGCGAGCUUUCGAUCAUUUAAGCGAUUAUAUUGAGUGCUUGCAGCUUUCGGCAAACAUGUCUCACAUUUACCCUUGUUUUCAUUCCUUUCGAGACUGAGGAAUGCACUUACUAGUCCCCCAAGCCCUCUUUGUUGACAGCCCAAAUUUUUCUAUUCCCAUGCGACAGAAGUGUUCUCGCCUCAAAUCCAGUCGCGUGUUUUCCCGCUGCAGUUACCCAUCAUGUCCGGACAAGGUGCUGACGCUGCUGCUCCUCCUGCUUCACCAUCUACGUUCACAGACUGGGUCUUCGGCAUGAUUAGUACCCCAAACCCAAGGAAUUCUGCAUCAUCGACAACAAACCCGUACUAUGGUGCCCAGAAAAAGAACGAGGACGAUCCAAGAUUCCACGCAGCACAAGCUCUAACCACCAUCGAUACGAUACCCGUCCCGGCUCAAUGGACGGAUGACCAUCCGCAUCUCUUACAAAGGAAUGUCUCUGCGGUAUUGGAGAGUCUUGCGAGAACAGAGAGAGAGGAAAAGAUCAUCGCAAGCCAGGUUGCACAACUCAAGGCCAGGUCUGAUCGGGCAGCCCAAAGGGAGAUAGUCACUAUCGACAACGAUGAGAUUACUGUAGACCAUACCUAUAACCCAAUAGGCGGGUUGGAUCUCAACAGGAAUCUCAGAGGGACUAGAGGUGGAACUGGGAGUAAGAAACCGCCUGGAGGAGGAGGAGGCGGCGGAGAAGGAGAUGAUGACGAUGAUGACGACGACGACGAUGAUGAUGACAGCGAGGGAAGCAGUCCACCCAGAAACCCAAAGAAGCGGAAGUUUGACGAGGGAAAAGAUAAAAUAAACGAAUCGGAGCUAUACAAUAAUCUCGUAGACCGGAAAGCAAAGAAGACAAAAAGAGCCAGCCAUUUCGAGACUCAACCAGAGGUCAACUUGGUAGAUCUCAAUCCACAACCUAUCCGUCUCGAAUACGAACCGCAUUCUCUUCAGGAUCCGUCAGAUGAGUGGUUCACAGAUGCGUUCAGCAAGCUAUAUAAGCAAGCGGAAAGAUUCGUGGUCGACUUUUACGGUAUCCAUGACCUUGAUCGUGGAGUGUUCUUUGAGCCGUGGACUUGCGGCGUUUCUUCCGAGUUUAUCAGUUAUGCCGAGGGAGUUGCACAGCCAGACCCCGCUGUGGGUGGUUGGGACAAGAUUCUGAGGAGUACGGAGCAGAGACAAUGGUUCAUCAUGGGAAUAUUGAUGAGGAUCAUCCAGAGGAAGAUUUUUGACCAGGAACUAUUUGGUCAGAAUGAAUCCGAACGUAACCUAUUACAUAGUCUCGACCAGGCUCUUAACAAGCGAGAAGGAUUUUCCAGGCAAGCACUCCGAGCUGAAGCCGUACGCACAGUCAUCGGUCGCUCUCCAGUAACAGAAAACUUCUACAAAGAAGUCACUAAACUCACGGCUCAAGUAGCUCUCCUCCUAAACCCCUUGACAAACUACCUGUACGCACAAUCUCCACCCGACAAAUUGAAAAACCCCAACAGAGUAGACGUCUACCAAGCUCUCCACAACCUCAUCUCCAACGCCGCCUACCUCUCCAUCGCCGUCCGUCUCUCCCCCACUAUCUUCUACUUCGUCCCCGUCUCCCCAGGCACAGCCUACGACCCAGAGGACCACAUGAACUUCAGCGCCUCCUCAUUCACGAACAGCAAGCAAACCGUCAUCGACGCAUACACCGUAGCCGCCAAAGCCUUUGCCCGAAGAAUGAAACCGCUUAAAAGAGAAAAAGACCGCCUGAAAAGACUGAGACUUGAAGACACGGUCAAGGGAAGAAAAGCUGCAAUAGACUUCGAACGCAUGUCGCGAACCGCGCCGCUACAUCCGGGAGAUUCGCAUAGAGCUCUGUGUGGGAUCUCGUCUUGGCCUGUCAUUACGAGGUUCAAGCCAGGUGGUGAUGGUGAUGAUGACCUCGAUACGAGUUGUGCGUACCUGCCGGAUAAGGAUGGGUUUAGGAUCUAUCAGAUUAGUAAGGGCGGAGCGGUGUUUUAUUAUGGGUUUGAUAGGGAUAGUGCGGGGACGGCGGGGAGGCCGGAGAGGACUAGGUUGAGGCAUUGGGUGAGGCAGAAGGAGGCGGCGGAGGGGAAUAAGGCGAAAGGGGGCGUGUUGGGGACGGUUGUGGGUGUUGCGGCGCUUUUGGGAGCCGCGGGUGUGGGGAUGUUGUUGAAGGAGAGGGGUUUGGAGGAGGUUACUGGGCUUUUGGUUGAGGGUGUUAAUUCGUUGUGGUAGGAUGUAAGAGAGACUUCAAAGAAAGAAAAAGGACGGAGAGGAUGAACUGUAUCAUGGAGUUUUGAGGGUGUUGUCACUUGACAAAGAAGAGGAUCAGCUUGGAGGAAGGGAUGGGUUCUUGUUCAAGUCAAUUACAUUUUUCAGGU